AUUCUGGGCUACGAUGUAAAAUGGAAGUGGGAGCAGCCAGCAUGUUGUGUUUUCAAUAAUACUUUGCCUUUUUCUUAUUUAUCGUGUUAUGAUUUACAUUGCACAACAAACGAUUCCGCAUAUACACUGUUUGUGAAAAUACCUAUACUGGGCAAUCACCAUGUCUAUGUUGGGAGGGUUGUUGAAAUGCGGCGUGCCCUUAUGUCAGCUCCCAGGAUCUCUACUUCGAGCAGCUAGGAGCAUAUCCACUGGGAUGGGCCAUCGAGUAAGGAUGCAUUCUAUCCCAGAGCUGAAGAAGGUGGACAGAUGGACAGAGAAGAGAUCCAUGUUUGGAGUUUAUGACAACAUAGGCAUCCUAGGGGACUUCAAAGCGCACCCCAAGGACCUGAUGGUGGGCCCGAGCUGGCUGAAGGCCUUCCAGGGCAACGAGCUGCAGCGACUAAUCAGGAAGAGAAAACUGGUGGGUGAGAGGAUGAUGACUCAGGACAGGCUCAACCUCGACAAGAGGAUCCGCUACUUGUAUCGCCACUUCAACCGCGUCGGCAAGUACCGAUAAGGAGGAGCGGGGGGAGGAACCAGAGACAGGAGGACAUACGAACGUCACACAACCUCAUUUUGUUUCUCAAUGCAGGACUAUUGGAAUCUCAGCGUUAUGUUGUGAUGACUUGUGACUUGGCAUACCGGAUUUGUGAUUAAACUUUGAUAUAUGUGAAGAACACUGUUGUUUGAUUCCAUUUCUUACACAAAUAAAAAUAUGUGACAUAAAUGAAGGAUUCUUUUUUAUU
This is a messenger RNA of Gadus chalcogrammus (walleye pollock), 785 nucleotides long. RefSeq names its product mitochondrial ribosomal protein L51 (gene mrpl51). Gene Ontology annotation, cellular component: mitochondrial large ribosomal subunit. The record is from RefSeq and is a predicted model, not a curated record. Gene Ontology annotation, molecular function: structural constituent of ribosome. The transcript is spliced from 4 exons. Gene Ontology annotation, biological process: translation. Bases 161 to 556 code for a protein of 131 amino acids. NCBI's taxonomy places the organism in Eukaryota, Metazoa, Chordata, Actinopteri, Gadiformes, Gadidae.